This is a messenger RNA of Pyricularia grisea, 4296 nucleotides long. RefSeq lists its product as uncharacterized. Gene Ontology annotation, biological process: SCF-dependent proteasomal ubiquitin-dependent protein catabolic process. Gene Ontology annotation, cellular component: SCF ubiquitin ligase complex. Lineage: Eukaryota; Fungi; Ascomycota; Sordariomycetes; Magnaporthales; Pyriculariaceae. The transcript is spliced from 4 exons. Gene Ontology annotation, molecular function: protein binding. Bases 445 to 2799 code for a protein of 784 amino acids. The record is from RefSeq and is a predicted model, not a curated record.
CAACAAAUUGUACUUACUGUACGUGGUCGGUCAUCAGUCUCAGUGGCUGGGGUGCGUUUAGCUCGCUAUAGAUCGCGCCUCUCCCAUUUUCCACAUUUUGGAUUGGUCAGUGCUCGGCGCAAGCGGCGUCCAGUAAACUGUUGCGGGCUGGCAAGUGCUCUAAGAAUAUCCCUCCCUCCACUCCCCCCGUCAGAAUCCCCCCGCUUGACGACAUUCCGAAACCCCCAAUUUCGAACCCGACUUCGCCCAUUCAAUCACCCACAUCCACAACUGCAUUUCGAUCACCUGCCGCGUAUUCAUCCGCUUUUGCGCUUUUUGUCUGUCGAAUACGCGUAAGGCUAUUCGAUACAAAAAUCAAUACAGACAGCUCGCGUCAACGCACCAAGCAAACAAUCAGCCCGACUUCGAACCGCGAACUAUCGAUCUGUGUGUGGCACGCCCGCCAUGUCAUCGGGUGCCGCUGGGCUCGGGCAUGAGACGGCCCGGGGUCUUGACGCUCACGGCGGCGCCUCUGUCCGCUCUACUCGCGGUCAUCACCAUGCCCCGUCGCUAGACGCCAUCGCUACUCAGAAUACCGAGAUUGAGGACUCACGAUCGUCGUCAUCGACCAACUCGCCCGUGCCCAACGAGAAUGAAGAAUCCGACUUUUUCCUUGGCGCCAACGAUUCCCAGUCGUCCCUCGGCGUCCCCAACCUGCAAGAUAUGCAAGUAACGGACGAUUACGAUUGUCUGGCGGCGGUUAACAAGCUUCCCAACGAGAUUCUUAUCAGCAUCUUCUCGCGCCUCUCGUCGACGGCCGACCUGCGCAACUGCAUGUUAACAUGUAAGCGCUGGGCCCGCAAUACGGUUGAUCAGCUAUGGCAUCGGCCAUCUUGCACCAGCUGGGACAAGCACGCUAUGAUCUGCCGAACCCUCACCAUCGAAUACCCAUACUUUUCCUACAAGCACUUUGUCAAGCGACUGAAUCUUGCCCAGCUCGCCGAGAAAGUCAACGAUGGAAGCGUUAUGCCUCUGGCCGUGUGCAAUAGGGUCGAACGCCUGACGCUGCCCAACUGCAAGGGUCUGACCGAUUCCGGCUUGACCGCCCUUGUCACGAAUAACGAUCACUUGCUCGCGCUUGAUAUGUCUGGGGUUGAACAGGCCACGGAUGCCUCCAUACUCGCCAUCGCAGAGCACUGCAAGAGGCUUCAGGGCCUCAACGUCUCAGGAUGUACCCGCAUCUCCAGCGAGGCGAUGGCAGUUCUUGCCCAGAGUUGCCGAUAUAUCAAAAGGUUAAAACUCAACGAGUGUAGGCAACUUGGUGACGAAGCUGUCUUGGCAUUUGCCGAGAAUUGCCCCAACCUACUCGAGAUUGACCUUCUGCAAUGCCGAAUGGUGGGAAAUGCUUCCAUUACUGCUCUGCUUUCCAAGGGACAGUCGUUGCGGGAACUUCGACUCGUCUUUUGCGAACUCAUUGACGAUGGCGCUUUCCUUUCUCUGCCACGAAACCGGACUUAUGAGCACUUGAGGAUCCUUGAUCUCACCUCGUGCAUACAGUUGACAGAUCGCGCCGUAGAGAGGAUUAUCGAGGUGGCUCCGCGCCUCCGCAACUUGGUGCUCUCGAAAUGUAGAGCUAUCACGGACACGGCCGUCUACGCCAUCUCCCGACUGGGCAAGAACCUGCACUAUGUACAUUUGGGCCACUGCCAGAACAUCACAGACGAGGCCGUCAAGCGGUUGGUGCAUUGCUGCACUCGUAUCCGCUAUAUUGAUCUGGGCUGUUGCAUUCACCUGACAGACGAGUCCGUCACAAAGCUAGCCACCCUUCCUAAGCUCAAGCGUAUUGGUCUGGUCAAGUGUUCUGGGAUCACGGAUGAGAGUAUUCUGGCGCUUGCUAAGGCCAACCAGAAACAUCGUCAGCGCCGAGACCACCAAGGAAACCCCAUUCACGGUUCUUUCCACAGCCAGAGCAGCCUCGAACGUGUGCAUCUAAGUUACUGUACCAACUUGACAUUGAGGGGAAUUAUUAAACUGCUUCAAGCAUGCCCUAAAUUGACACAUCUCAGCUUGACAGGCGUUCAGGCAUUCCUGAGAGACGACUUGGCUCAAUUUUGCCGUGAUGCACCUCAAGAAUUUACCGAAAACCAACGCAACGUCUUCUGCGUCUUUUCGGGCCAGGGCGUCGUCAGCCUUCGCCGAUACUUGAAUACCAACUUGUUUGAUGACUUCCACGACAGGCCUGCACGGCGUCAUUCGGUUCCAGGCGGCGGCGUACACACUCACCCCCCGGGUGCCGUCGCAGACCUUCACGCAACAUUGGACGCAUCUUUCGACGAUCAGGAACCUGACACUGUAGAGGACGAUGCGGCAUACGACGCAGACAUGACGAUGGACGGCGCGAUCCCACCGCCACCUCCUCCGCCACCCGCACCCGGCGCGCCCAAUAUACAUUACCAAAGUGUGUUCCCCGGAUACCCAGCACCUGAUGCAACCGUAACUCUCGAAGGCGGACUUGCCGGUCCAUCGCAUGGAACUGAACAACAGGAAGACUCAAACGCUGGCACAGGUGGACUCAACGCUUCGAGGGCUGAGAUGUUUCCUGGCGUUCCGAACCAAUCUCUGAAUCACGAUAGGGCAAGAGGUGUGCCAUCUCUGGCGCAGGCUACCAUGAGGCAAGACCAAGGCUUUGCGAGUGGUAGCGGGUUGGAGGCCGGCUUGGCGGGUCCUACGCCGUCCGCAAGUAUGGGAUCAAGACAUAAUGUUGUUGAGGAUAUCAGUCCUGUGUCUUCCAACGGAAACACACCUGAGCCGCCUGCAUAAACAUAAUGUGUCUGGGAGAGACUUGAAUACAGGGCAAAGAAAAGCCUAUGGAGUGAUUGUAUGAGGCGAAAGGAAGCUGGCAAAAGGUCAAGACAAGAUGGGCAACAAGACCGGCCAUCUGGGUUUAUGAGUUGUCAAAGCUCUCACUGGCUUUUGUUUCCCCAUCUUUCAGUCUGCGUUAUUCAUUUGAUUGCUGUCGAAGUUUUUUUUUGUUUGUGUUUUAUUCUUCCAAGUUUCUAGACUGUUCACGACCGGAUCGUUCCAGGGAAACCCGAAAGACAUACUUAAACCAGACCGAAAUGAAAAGGGCUGUGGCAUUGCGAGUCAUGUGUGCGAUGACGUUGGAAGGAGCGUUAUUGUUUCUUAUUCUUUUUCUUUGUUCUCCUAUGUAAUGUCAGUGGGUUGGUGGUGCAAACCAAACACGCCCUUGGUCUUUUGCCAGCAAGCGGAGAUGAAAGUCGUCAGAUUAUAUGGAUUCAUUUGUUUGGUAUAGCCUAGGAAGCUUGACGGGCGGGGCUGCAAGGAGAUGAGGGUGUAUAUUACUGCAUGCAGACAAGGAAUACGGGAUAUACUUCUUUCAAUUUUUUUUCUUUGGGAGUUGUGUGAGCAUGCAUGCUGACUUUGUUGGGACGUGGAGUCAAAACAAAAUUAUUGUUCAUUUAUCUGUUGGUCGUCUUGAGUUUGUGUUUUUCAUCCCUCGGGAAUGAUUAUUGGGGAUGGGCGCUUCGUUGAUUAUUCUCCUUUUUUGUACCUCUCUUUUACUCUUGUCAGAGUUAUAAGGGCUCUUCGUCAUAGCUUGGCUUUUGACGGUGUGUGACAUGGCAUAGAAAGGGAAGAUGGGAUGGAGGAAUGGAGAUCCAAGGAUCUUGGUGUAGGCAAAGAGACAAGAGUCAAGAGCUGGCUGUGAACAGUAGUACUGUGUUCCCCGUCGAGAAAGGAAGGUCCUGUGAGAGACAGAAUAAGAAAGAAAUAAGGAAUUAUAUGUCUUGCUUUCCCUUUGCAUCUUAUGAAAAUGCAUAUUUUUUUUUCCCUCUCUCUUUUUCUCCGUGUCCUGAGUGGGUUUGACAGGAAGAAAAGAUAGGAUGUGGGAGACUUUUUAGGGGGGAAAAAAUUUGUUGGAGAAACAAAAGAUGAGGAUAUUACCGAUAGUAGUUUGUAUGUAUCCAGUAUCAAUGCUGCGUUCAAGUCUUUUUGGUUUCGGAGGGGCUGGGGUGGUGCUAGGAAAUCGAACCGUUGACGGAACUGGGACAGUUAUGAAGACGGAGAUGCGGGUUUUUCUUUCUUUAUUGGGAAUGCACGGCAUUAGUUAGAGCCGUUCUGCCUUUGCUUUGUUGCUUGAAGCUAAUGCCUCCUCUCUAGGUUGAUCGGCGACAAGGACGCGGACUACCACUAAAUUCGUCAACCGGCGGCGCGAGUGUGAGUGGGGGGUCGUUGAUCGGAAGUUGCCAAGGUUGUACGUCUUGUGGGGAAUCUCCCAGCGCGUGCUGUUUGUGUUUA